Molecule: messenger RNA, 672 nt
Organism: Microsporum canis CBS 113480
Lineage: Eukaryota; Fungi; Ascomycota; Eurotiomycetes; Onygenales; Arthrodermataceae
Product: DBF2 kinase activator protein MOB1
Exons: 4
Coding region: 1-672 (223 amino acids)
Biological process (GO): positive regulation of protein phosphorylation; signal transduction; cell division
Cellular component (GO): nucleus; cytoplasm
Molecular function (GO): protein kinase activator activity
Source: RefSeq, a predicted model, not a curated record
AUGACCCCGCCGCUGACAGACCUUUCUUCAACCAACAGAAACUCCCGCACUCGAGGGCCAUUCCGGCCGCGAGCAGCGAAUAAAGGUACCGGAAGCUACCAGCUUAGACAGUUUGCAGAGGCAACGCUGGGAAGCGGGAGUCUUCGAAAGGCCGUCAAGCUUCCCGACGGAGAGGAUCUUAACGAGUGGCUGGCCGUUAACCUGGUCGAUUUUUAUAACCAGAUCAAUCUGUUAUAUGGCUCCAUUACAGAGUUCUGCUCGCCGCAGACAUGUCCAGAGAUGAAGGCAACAGACGAGUUUGAAUAUUUAUGGCAAGAUAACGAGAACUUUAAACGUCCUACCAAGAUGUCUGCGCCUGAAUAUGUAGAACACUUGAUGACGUGGGUACAGGCGAAUAUUGACAACGAGCAGAUGUUCCCUAGCCAUAUAGGCGUGCCGUUCCCAAAGACAUUUCCCUCUCUCUUGAAACAGCUGUUUAAACGAAUGUACCGUGUUUAUGCACACAUAUACUGCCACCACUACCCGGUUGUUGUCCACCUUGGACUGGAACCACACUUGAAUACCAGCUUCAAGCACUACGUCCUGUUUAUCGAGGAGCACAACCUGGCUAGUGGGAAGGAUUUUUGGGGGCCGCUAGGAGACCUCGUCGAGAGUAUGCUUCGAAGCGAUUGA